This is a messenger RNA of Neofelis nebulosa (Clouded leopard), 243 nucleotides long. Its product is annotated as UPF0729 protein C18orf32 homolog. The record is from RefSeq and is a predicted model, not a curated record. The coding region runs from base 1 to 243 and encodes 80 amino acids. The transcript has a single exon. Lineage: Eukaryota; Metazoa; Chordata; Mammalia; Carnivora; Felidae. Gene Ontology annotation, biological process: positive regulation of canonical NF-kappaB signal transduction.
AUGGUGUGCAUCCCUUGCUGCGUCAUGGUUCUGCUCUGGAUCUACAAAGAAUUCCUGGUGCCAUACAUAUGCCCUCUGCUUUCCCCCUUUGUUAGUCACAUGUGGCCUAGAAAAGCUCUUCUAAAAUCCCAUGAUAAAAACAAAGGCAAAGCAGACUGCAAGGGUGCAGACAUAAGCGGACUGCCAACAAAAGGACCAAAGGAAAUCUCUGAUAAAAAUAAAGACUUAAAGGGAUUGUUCUAA